AUGGACGUCGAGGAUGGCAACGCCGCAAGCAGCAACGCCGCAAGCAGCAAUACUGCAUGCAGCAAGGCUGAGGAGAACGACGACGACGAAGAGGACCCCAUUGUCGAGGUCCUAGAUGUGUAUCUACGCCGUUUCGACGAUAUUCUCGACGAAGGAGGCGCUCCCAGCGCGGCUGCUGUCGCGCCAGACGGCGCAGCAGGCGCUAAGAGCAAGGUGUUCGUCUUGCAGUUUCCCUUACGACCUCAAGGGCGGCCUUACGGCGAUCACGGACGGCUCCAGCAAGUGGCGUAUCGCCAGCAGCAGCAGCAGCUGCGCCUCAGCUACGCGUUGCAUGCCGAGGGCCCCAACUUCGAUCACAACCACCCCCUUGCAGCGGCUGGCUCAACGGGGGAGCAAGCUCGACACGCCAGUGGGGUAGUCGGGGGGGGCGGCACGACGCCGCAUGUGCUCAAGAGCCAAGUCGCGAAAGGCAGCGAAUGCAGCUACGCAGUGGGGGUGGUGCGCAACGGCAUCCUGUACUUGACGCCGGCUCAAGGCGUUCUGCAAUUCAAACCAGACUUUGGAGCUUUCGAGGCUUUGCAACACCAGCAGCAAGUCAGCGAGGGUGCUGCCGGAGCACUACCCCCGAAGCAACAGCAACAACAGCUGAUUCAACACAUGGGGGAAAUGCGGACUCGCAUCUCCCAUAGCAGGCAAAGAGAUAUCGAAGAAAGCGAGCCGUGGAUACCUAUCGAGACGUUUUAUGAUGCGGAUACUCCCGAGGCUUUCGACUUGCUUAGUGCUUUGUUCAAUAAAGAUCGAGAGGAUGCGGCGAUCGGUAAUUGUACCUUUUUCGACAGCACUACUGCGCAGAAGCAAGCGCAGCCGCAAGAGGCCGCGCAGCAGCGGCGUCAGCACUGUGACGACAUCGUGUUUGCAUCCGACAUCGUGUCGUAUCUUUCCUCGAUAUGCCGAAGUCAGCAGCAAAACGAGCAGUCAGCAGCGGCUGCUGCGGCUUCUGGACCUCUUAACACCCCGUGCUGGACCAGCCUGCCUGAGCUUCACGCUGCCCUCUUGCUUCGAGCUGUGUGGUGUGCCGCCUCAGGUUUUUCGGAUCAUGAAACAGCUGCACUUGGCGUCUCACGCAACUGUGAAGCGCUUGCUGGCAAUUCCCACGGAGGAGCAGCAGCUGCUGCAGCAACUGCUGCAGCAAUGCUCCCAAGUGCAAGGCAACUGGUGUCUCAAGAGCUCCCUCGCGUGCUCGUCGACGUACGAAGCCACGUGCCGGGAUCUGCUGCUCGCGCUGCUCAUCCGAGACGCUCAGUUGCGGUAUGUGCGUCCUCCUCCUGGCGCUUGAAGCUUCCCCCCGAUGAAGCCUUUCUUUCGGCUCACCCCAAGGUGGCAGCGCACUUUGCGGCCUUUUGGGAAAAUCGUUUGAAAGAGGUCGUCAAGGAGGUUCACGCCAAAAGAGAGGCUGCGGAAUCGCCGUCUACGUGUGUGGUUCCGUCCACGAUCUUUUAUGUAUGUGUUGCUGCACUCCUUCUUGAGGGGUUUUCUAGCCGCUCUGAUCAUGCAUUCACCUUCUUGGCACGCAUGUGCGUUCUGAUUCCAGCGAACGGCCGCUCUACGGGGGCGACCACCCCAGCGCAGCUGCAGCUGGCGGCUCGGGGAGUAAAGGCCAUUCUCUGCGAGUUUGGGGGCCUCUCCCUAACGGAAAUACGAGACAAACUGGUCGAAACAAGCGACGAACUCAAGACACUUACCGAUGACGAGCUCAAGCACGUGCUCCGGGGCAUAGCCCUACAUGUACAGGGCAUAUGGGUGCUGAACUCUUUGGGAAACCCCCAAAUCGAUGAAUUUAGAAGUGCCCUUAUCAGAGUUUUCAGUUCCAGCAGCCCCCCAAAGACGAAAUCGCAAAUUAUUCAAGCCAUAGAAGCAGAUCUUCAACGCCGCGUAUCGCUGCCGGACUUUGCGCUUCGGAAACUCUUACGGGAGUUCGCCAAAAACGAAAACGGGAUGUGGAUCUUCAAAGGCAAUAAUUCGCAAGAUGCAGUGACAGGCGUCUUGGCGCUGACUGCCUGA
Messenger RNA from Cyclospora cayetanensis, 2061 nucleotides. RefSeq lists its product as uncharacterized. Bases 1 to 2061 code for a protein of 686 amino acids. The transcript is spliced from 11 exons. Lineage: Eukaryota; Apicomplexa; Conoidasida; Eucoccidiorida; Eimeriidae. The record is from RefSeq and is a predicted model, not a curated record. Gene Ontology annotation, cellular component: nucleus; RNA polymerase III complex. Gene Ontology annotation, biological process: DNA-templated transcription.